Vicia villosa (hairy vetch) is the source of this 3600-nucleotide messenger RNA. Its product is annotated as disease resistance protein RPM1-like. Gene Ontology annotation, biological process: defense response to other organism. The record is from RefSeq and is a predicted model, not a curated record. Gene Ontology annotation, molecular function: ADP binding. NCBI's taxonomy places the organism in Eukaryota, Viridiplantae, Streptophyta, Magnoliopsida, Fabales, Fabaceae. The transcript is spliced from 3 exons. Bases 479 to 3310 code for a protein of 943 amino acids.
AAGACCCUACACAAUCCAAAACAAGCCUAUGAUUGUAAUGGAGUGGCGUCGUGAUUUCUCUAUGGAGAAGGAUAUGCUACGGUCGAUUCCGAUUUGGAUUAAGCUACCGAGCUUGCCAUUACCUCUAUGGGGAGUUCAGAGUUUGGGAAAGAUUGGGAGUGCAGUGGGUAAUCAUUUGUUUACGGAUGAGUGCACAGCAGGGAAGCUUAGAGUAAGCUAUGCUCAGUUGUUGGUAGAGGUUGAUGUUACACAAAAGCUGUGUGAAGAGGUAACCAUCAAGGACCGCGAUGGAAAGGUAAGAAAACAGAAAGUUGAGUAUGAGUGGAAGCCAUAGUACUGUGAAAGAUGCCAGGGGGUGGGGCAUGUCUGUUCCAAUGAGAGGAAGGUUACAGUGAAGACAUGGCAACCAAAACUCAAAAAGAGUGAUGAGAAGGGAGCAUCUAGUCAACAAGAGCCUGAAGAAGGAAAGGAUGGAACAAUGAAGGCUACUAGAGAAAGUGAUGAACCAAUUGACCAGGGAAAAGAGAACUGGACUGAGGUUAGAAGGAAGAAAGAAGAUGGCAAAAAAUGUAUGCAUGAAUGCCCAGUAGAAGAAAGAACUUUGGUGAGAAGGGUUGAAAGCGACUUCAAGGACAUCAAAGAUGAACUUGACAGCAUCCAUGCCUUCCUCAAGGAUGCAGACACAAGGUAUUCCGAAGAUGGAGUUAAAACUUGGGUGAAGCAGCUGAGAGAAGUAUCUUUUCGUAUACAAGAUGUCAUUGAUAACUACAUCUUGUAUGAGGCAGAAAGAGUCAACCAAUCUGGAUUAAGAUCAGCAAUCCAAAUGUUUCCUGGUUCGAAUCCACACAUCCAAAUUGCUUCUGAGAUUCAGGAGAUUAAGUUAUCACUUGGUAAAAUCCAAGAAAGAAGGAGAAAUUUUAAUUUUCGGUCUGAAAGAGGAUCUAGAGGGGCUAAAGCUCCUAGAAUUGGAGACCCUCGAAUGGCUCCUAAUUUCAUUGAAGAGACUCAAGUUGUAGGGUUUGAGAUCCCAAGAGAUGAAUUGGUUAGUCGCUUGGUGGGGGGAAACGAUGAGCUCAUGUUGGUUUCUGUGGUUGGCAUGGGAGGACUCGGGAAAACCACUCUCGCUAAGCUUGUUUUUGAUAAUGAGCUAGUGAGAGGGGACUUCGAUUGUAGAGCUUUCAUCACAGUUUCUCAAUCGUACACUAUCAGAGAGUUGUUGACAGAAAUGAUAAAGAAUUUUUACAAGGACAGCAAUGAGCCGAUUCCAAGGGGUCUGCAGAAGAUGGAUGAUGAAACUUUGAGUACUCAUGUGAGACAAUACCUUGAGUCAAAAAGGUACUUGGUUAUAUUUGAUGAUGUCUGGAAAGAUGAUUUUUCUGAUGAUAUUGAACAUGCCUUAAUUAAUAAUAACAGAGGAAGUAGAAUCCUUGUGACCACUAGAAAAAUGCAUGUAGCAGAGUAUUCUAAGAGAUCUUUUCCUGUUCAUGUUCAUGAGCUACAACCUUUGCCUCCAAACAAAGCAUGGGAGCUGUUUUGCAACAAGGCGUUUAGAGGGGAGUGUCCAACAGAACUUGAGGAGAUGUCCAGAGAAAUUGUUCAAAAGUGUGGAGGGCUACCACUAGCAAUUGUGGCCAUUGGUGGUCUUUUGUCAACAAAAGCUAAAACCAUGUUCGAGUGGAUGAAUGUGAGUCAAAAUCUGAGAAUGGAGUUAGAUCGCAGUGUGCAUCUGGCUAGUCUAGUAAAGAUUUUAUUGCUGAGUUAUGAUGACUUGCCUUACCAUUUGAAAUCAUGUAUGCUAUACUUCGGUAUAUAUCCUCAGGACUACACAAUCAAUAGGAAGAGACUUACUAGACAAUGGAUGGCCGAAGGGUUUGUUAGGCAUGAGGAGGGAAGAACUUUGGAGGAAGCUGCUGAAGAGUACCUGACGGAGUUGAUACAAAGAAGUUUAGUUAAUGUUUCCACAGUCGGUUUCGAUGGAAAAGUCAAGAGUUGCAAAGUCCAUCAUUUAUUGCACGAAGUGAUCAUCAGAAAAAUGAAAGAUUUAGGUUUUUGUCAUUUAUGCCAUAAAGAUGAUGAACAAGUCUCUCUUGGAAUAACUAGACGCUUUUCUAUAGCAGUUAUCUCCAAGAAUGACUUGACAAACACUAGCAACUCAGGAAUUCGCGCUAUAUUUGUCUUUGACAAAGAUGAAUCUCCUAAACAGCUCAUGGAUGGAUUAUCCGCCAAGUUCAAGCUUUUGAAAGUGCUUGAUUUUGAGAGUUCUAUGUUGAAUUCUAUUCCUGACAACUUGGGGAAUCUUUUCCAUCUAAGGUACUUGAACCUGAGCCAUACAAAAGUUAUGGUUCUUCCCAGAUCCAUCGGUAAGCUAGUCAACUUAGAAACCUUGGAUCUAAGGCAAACUCAAGUGCAUGAGUUACCAGAAGAGAUAAACAAGCUCACAAAGCUAAGGCUUCUUCCAGUUUAUUAUAGAAAAUAUGAAGGGCAUUCUAUGUUGAACUUUACAACUGGUGUGCAAAUGCAACAAGGUAUUGGAUGCUUGAUAUCUUUACAAAAACUUUACUUUUUGGAAGCAGAUCAUGGUGGAAUAGACCUUAUCCAAGAGCUCAAAAAGUUGAGACAGUUAAGAAAGUUAGGCAUAAGGCGUGUGCGGAGAGAAUAUGGAAGUGCAUUAUGUGCUACAAUACAAGAGAUGAAGCACCUCGAAUCUCUAAACAUUACUGUUAUAGCUGAGGAGGAAAUCCUUGACUUGGAUUCUAUAUCAACUCCACCUAAACUUAAAGUUCUCAACUUGAAAGGUAGAUUAACAAAGUUGCCUGAUUGGAUUCCAAAUCUUAAGUAUCUUGUGAAACUAAGGCUUGGCUUAUCUAACUUUGAAGAUGAUCCACUAGACUCUUUAAAGAAUUUGCCAAAUUUGUUGAGGUUGAACUUGUGGGAUGAUGCAUUUUCUGGUGAUAAUUUGCAUUUUCAAGUUGGAGGGUUUCCUAAGCUGAAGGAGCUUGAUCUCACUAGAUUGAAUAAUCUAACUUCUAUCACUAUAGAGAAUGGAGCAUUACGCAGUCUUCAGCAUUUCAGAUUUAACAACAACCCUCAAUUGAGGGUGGUCCCUCAAGACCUUCAAUACUUGGAAAACCUUCAAUUCCUUGGAUUUGCUGAUAUGCCAUCUGAAUUGGUUGACAGCAUUAAUCCACGCAGAGGGGGAGAAUUUCAUUGGAUAAUCAGGCAUAUUCCUCUAGUACUCAUUCGACAGAAAAUAGGAUCAAGAUUCCACGACUAUGAGUUGUAUCCUAUUCCAACUAUAAAUAAUGUCUGAACUGUCAAGCUUCAUAUUCUCCAUGUUGCAGCUCACAUGAAGAUGCACUUUGUCUCUUCGUUCCUUCUACGGUGUGCUUAAUAAAUUAUUUCCUUGAAUUGAAUCGUCUACUAUAUAUUCAAGGAAUGUGUACUCUAUUAAUAGACCAAUGCUUCUGUUUUCAUUUUCUGUUUUCUGUCAUUUGUGUGUGGUGUUGUUUACUAUUGGUUGUUGUAUGGAUGCUUUUCUAUAAGCAGUACAAUGGAUGUUUCAAUUUGUUAUGAAAGAUGUAUGCAAUUUCGUUACUACUA